AAUGUGGAUUUUAGCAAUAUGGAUUCUUCAUUAUUCCUGGUCACGAAACCUAUAAAUAUCAAUCCCAAAAGUCAUCAUCCCUUUGAGAAUUGAGAGUGAAUAGAAAAUGGAAGAGAUGAUGAACAAGUUUUUCGAGUCCGUGGGUUCGUUCUUCGGCGGAGGAGAUCAGAUCCCGUGGUGCGAUCGAGACGUCAUCCUCGGUUGUGAGAGAGAAGUCGCAGAGGCGAACAAAGGUGACUCAGAGGAGCACAAGAGCGAAAGCAUAAUGAGGUUAUCAUGGGCUCUUGUUCACUCAAGGCAACCUGAAGAUGUGCAGCGUGGAAUAGCCAUGCUUGAAGCUUCAUUGGCCAACACUAACUCCCCUUUGCAUCAAAGGGAGAAGCUUUACCUUCUGGCCCUCGGAUGCUACAGAACUGAUGACUAUUCAAAAAGCCGUAAUCUUCUCGACCAAUGCUUAGAGAUUGCACCUGAUUGGAGGCAGGCUCUGUCCCUUAAGAAGAUAGUUGAGGAUCAAAUUGCUAAAGAUGGCUUUAUUGGAAUAGGCCUCACUGCUAGUGCUAUUGGACUUAUAGCAGGUGGGAUUGUUGCUGCCUUGGUUCGCAGGUGAGAACCCCAGCCAACAAUGUUCAUAAAGACUCUUGCUACCAUAUUCCAAUUCCGAAGCAUUUCCUGACAGAAAAGGAUUCAAAUAAUCAGACCAACAAACUUUGCGGCUUCGCGUUUUUUAUUUUCUGGAGCAAGGUUUUAUAUAUGUUUAUUUUAUGAUAUUCUUUGUGCAUAUAGAAGUUUUUCAGCUUAUAAUACCAAUAUUUUGAUUCAUUUGGCAUUUUUGGCUCAUAUGUACCUCACCUAGAGCAUGGGAAAAUUGGCUUGUUCUGUA
This is a messenger RNA of Rosa chinensis, 880 nucleotides long. Its product is annotated as mitochondrial fission 1 protein A. Gene Ontology annotation, cellular component: peroxisomal membrane; mitochondrial outer membrane. Gene Ontology annotation, molecular function: protein binding. Gene Ontology annotation, biological process: autophagy of mitochondrion; mitochondrial fission; peroxisome fission. The transcript is spliced from 5 exons. Lineage: Eukaryota; Viridiplantae; Streptophyta; Magnoliopsida; Rosales; Rosaceae. The record is from RefSeq and is a predicted model, not a curated record. Bases 107 to 607 code for a protein of 166 amino acids.